Molecule: messenger RNA, 669 nt
Organism: Bipolaris maydis ATCC 48331
Lineage: Eukaryota; Fungi; Ascomycota; Dothideomycetes; Pleosporales; Pleosporaceae
Source: RefSeq, a predicted model, not a curated record
AUGCGCUUCUUCCAGGCUAUCCUUUCUUCCGCGGCCUUUGCUGCUCUCAUCGCCGCCCUCGAGAUCAACGACUUCCCUGCCCAGGGUGUCGUUGCUGGCAACACCUACACCAUCACCUACUCGCCGGCCGAUGAUGUCCCCACCACCUUCAUCCUCCGCCAGGGACUGUCUACCGACCUUGAUACCAUUGGCACUCUGACCACCACUGCUACCGGUGGAAAGUUCCAGUGGACCCCAAGCAAGGACCUCCCCAACGAGUCCGACUAUGCUCUUGAGAUCAAGCGCGGCGACACCGUCAACUACUCUGCCCAGUUCCCUCUUACUGGUGGCGCUGCCUCCGACAGCAAUCCCGUCUCUUCCAGCUCGGCUUCUGCCUCCCCCUCGUCUUCCGCCGAGCCCUCUUCUUCGGCUUCUCCUAGCCCUUCGGCUUCCGCUUCCUCUUCCAUGACCUCGGCUGCUUCCAGCACCCCCUCGGCCCCUGUUUCCACUCCCGCUGGCAACUCCACCGUCAGCUCUGUUACUCUCUCCCGUACCCAUUCGCCUACGGCUCCCAGCACUCCCACCGGCUCUGCCAGCGUCCCCGAAGUCACCACUUCCGGCGCUGGCUCUCUCGCCAACCCUCUUGCCGCCAUUGUCGGCGCUGCUGCUGCUCUGCUCUACUUCGCCUAA